Molecule: messenger RNA, 744 nt
Organism: Paraglomus occultum
Lineage: Eukaryota; Fungi; Glomeromycota; Glomeromycetes; Paraglomerales; Paraglomeraceae
Source: the annotation of a GenBank genome assembly
AUGACGACCCUAACGCUAAGCUGCUUGCUCAUGGGCGAUGACCCUUAUGCUAACGUUUUUACUGUUGAUAUUGACGACAACAAACUCGUCAGUCAUCUCAAGAAAGCCAUCAAACAAGAGCAACCGCAAACUUUUGCCAACGUCGACUCCAAAAAUCUAAAGCUAUGGAAGGUUAAUAUCCCUCUCGACGAGCCAGAGCCCAACUUGAGCCUUACGACUACAAACAAGUUUAACAUCACCAUUAGGGAAGGACUUCCAGACGUAAAACUACUGUCGGCGUGGGACGAUAUCUCGGACUACUUUUCGGGCCAACCGCCCAAAAAACAUGUGCACAUUGUCGUCCAGCCCGAACCAUCGUCAGGCGUGCAAGCAGAGGCUAAUGAGAAUACGGAAAAGAGUAAUUCGAAAUCAAGCUCGAACGUCCAAACCAUUUCCAACGUCAAUGAAAUCAAUGCUUGCAAGUCUCGUUGCUCCGUCGUCAACAUCUGCCUGCAAUCAAUGGUUAGCACCACCACUGAUCUACCGGAGGAAACGAUGUACGAAUGGAUAUGUAAGAGACUUAAGAAAAUGUUUGGUUCUAAAACUAUUGAAACGCAAGCGCAAGAAGUGAUCAUAGAUGUUUCGCAAAUGGAUCAGAGAAGUCUACCAAUUACGAACGCUAAUGAAACUAAUCGUUGUGACGGUGGAUUUGCACUUCUUAAUUACUGCCAACAAAACAUGGUGUCCACGUCUACUGGCAAAUAA